CAGAGCAGCUGUGGCGUGAGACGCUUCCUGCAGCUUAGAGAUAUAAAGGGGGACCUACACUUUCUAAUCCUGAGAUUUACUUUAAACAUGCUGGAAACCUUCUAACAAUCUGAGACUCCAAUACAAUGUAGACGAGUGGAAGGAGAGGGAAGGAUGGGAGGCAUCUCCAAGGCUGGAGAAAUCUGAGGAUGUAUUUUCUUUUUUCUUUUUUUUUUUUUCUUAAUUUAUUUAUUAAUACAGUUCUUGAGGCGCAAACAGGAUUUGGAUAUGCGCGCUAAAAGUGUGGAGAAGUGAGUUUUGGGGGCGCGCAGGAUGGACACUGCGGAGGUAAUUCUCUCCGUGCUGGUAGUUGUGAUCAUCAUAGUGUCGCUGCUGUCCAACGUCCUGGUGCUGAUCUGCUUUCUCUACAACCCGGAGAUCCGUAGACAGGUGCCCGGUCUGUUCAACCUCAACCUCACCUUCUGCAACUUGUUGCUGACCGUGGCUAACAUGCCGCUCACUCUGGUGGGACUCGUCAGCAGGGCUCAGCCGGGGGGAGACGGCUUCUGCCAGAUCGCGGGGUUCCUGGAGACCUUCCUGUCCACCAACUCCAUGCUGAGCAUGGCCGCCCUGAGCAUCGACAGGUGGAUCGCGGUGGUGUUCCCCCUGAGGUACCACUCCAAGAUGCGCCACAAAGACGCAGCUUUAGUGCUCGGCUACACGUGGGCGCACUCCAUGUCCUUCUCCACCGUGGCCGCCUGUCUCUCGUGGGUGGGCUAUCACCGGCUGUACGCGUCCUGCACCCUGUCCAACGCCAGGGCAAGCAGCAGGACCCAGUUUGUUGUCUUCACCGUGUUUUUCCACUCCUUCACCUUCCUCCUGUCUUUUAUAGUGUUAUGUUUUACAUACCUCAAAGUUCUUAAAGUGGCCCGGUUUCACUGCAAGAGGAUCGAUGUUAUAACGAUGCAAACUUUGGUGCUGCUUGUGGACAUACACCCCAGCGUCCGUCAGCGAUGCCUGGAGGAGCAGAAGAGGCGGCGACAGAGAGCAACGAGGAAGAUCAGCACCUUCAUCGGCACCUUCAUGCUCUGCUUUGCUCCUUAUGUGAUCACGAGGAUCGUGGAGUUAUUUCCAGCAGUGCCGAUCGACCCUCACUGGGGAAUUGUCUCCAAGUGCUUGGCUUACAGCAAGGCAGCAUGCGACCCCUUCGUGUACUCCCUGCUGAGGCACCAGUACAAGAAGACGUGCACGGACAUCCUCAACAGACUGCUAAAACGGAGCUCCCUAAACGCGUCCGGGCGGCGGCUGGAGCAGCAGGGGAACAGCAUACCCACAGCUGAGUGAUGGAGGUUACUUGGUAGCACAGAUGGAAACACGAACCUUAUUCAUUGUUGAUGAGGACAAGGAUAGAUAUUGCUGUUUCUUGUCCGCGUCUGCUUAGAUUAGCUCUGACAUUACAAAAAAACCGAGGUAAAAAAACAAUCACUAUUGACCUCUGCGCAGGAGUACCAACAGACUGCCAAGAGCUGCAGAUCAGUGCAAUGAACUCGCUGUGAGGACGAUAAACUGCAGAUUAUUUAUCUACCUGGGAUGAUAGAUGUGGUCACGCAGGAAAUAUGGUCACCUAUUAGCACCACCGUGACAGCUCGUGUAGGAUUCCUCUGACAUUUUGUUACAUAUUUACUUUGUUGCAUAUUUGUUUAAAAUAUAUCUUGUGUAAGGUGCUGCAGUGACUAGUUUAUGCACUGUUUAAGUAUGUAGCACUGAAGAUAACAAAUUUCCAUAAUAAAUCGCAAAGUUUCUCAAAUUUAUUCCUGUUGAAAGCAUACAUCACGGCAAACACGGCUGCAGUACAUCUGACUCAGGAAUCCAAGCUUAAUUAAAUCAGACUCCAAAUUAAGCAGAUAAUCCAGACACUCAUUUAUUUCAUAAUCUUCAGAAGACUGUUGUCCAAAUUUUCUCUUCUUUGUUUUUUAUCUGUAAAAACGUCUUGUAAAUCUCUCAGUGACGUGAACAAACUGAAGUUUUGAAGGAAAUAUACCAGUUGCCGUUACUGUAGUUGUCGUUGUUUAGCCAAGUUGAUAUGCAUGUAUUGGUAUUCACACUUUCUGAGUACUAAUUGAAAACCUGAAAAGAAAAAAAAAAUCUUAUAGGCUACAGUUAAUUGUUUUGAAACACCAAACAGAUGUACUUUAACCAAAAACCAAAAAUAAAUGAAGACCAGAAAGCUUCCAGUCUUAAACAUCACAAAUACAGUUCCCACCACUUACAGACUACACUUUUCCUUUUGUUUUAUAUAUUAAGUUCUGAGUUUUAGGAAGAAGGAUUGAACCAAAACCUAUUAAAGCUAUCAUUGCCUGUUUAGUUUUUAGACACACUGAGAUAUUUUGUCCACAUAUUUUGUCACAUUGGAUUAACAUUGACAUGGUAGUAGCAUGUUUUUGUUUUUGGGCUCAAAAGAAGAAAAUAGGUCCAAUAAGUUAGAGUGUCUGAGACCCAAAUCUGCUUGAGUAUAAUCUGAAUCCCAAUUUCAUUGAUCUCACAUCAACCUUGACAUCAAAAUUCCUAAUGGAUGCCUCACGUAUGAAAACCGCAGAAUGCUAAUUUCUUCAUUUGCAUUAAUGUUAAUUUAUAUUUAUGUGGAUUAGUCACACAUAUAGUACACAUCUGUCAUCACUGAACAAGGUAACAACAACUAUUUACUGUUAACAGUUGUUAGCUGGGUCACAUAGAAGAAGAGUUAGCAAGUUGCACUUUUUUUUACUAAGCUGAAACUGGACACUAUCACCCCUAAAUACAAAUCUUCUGAUUAUGCUUUUUGGUUUUGUUUUUUAUUUGUAAGCACCUACUGUUAAGGUUUUAGUGAUCUGACCAAAUUUGAAGUUUUGAACAGAAACAAAAAUGUUGUGCCUUUAUUUGGACAUGAAUUCUUUCAGGCUCAUGAUCAUCUAAAAGCUGCAAUGAAUACUGCCAAACUGACAAAAGAUUUUGCAAAAUAGUCAAAUUUGAGUAGCUUUUACAGGUUCAGAAUUACAUUAUGUUAAUGUAAAUAAAAGAAUUUCCAUCUGUCCAAGUCAAUUGUUUUACUAAAGCCACAUGGGGCAGAAUAUUUCCAAAAAGCUACGUAUUUCAGAAAUGUUGCACAAAGUAAUUCAUUUCAUGCACAACUUUUGACCCCCAAGAAAUGCACUGUGGUGUCUUUAUCUGCACAGUCACCCAAUCUCUCUGCAUUUCGCCUCUAUCUGCUUAUUUUGCUGUGUUCAAGUUUUUUGAGCAGAGGUUGUGUAAGCGUGAUAACAACUACAAAGAAUGACUUAAUGAUGAUGUUUUAACUAGCGUCAGCUUCAGCUGCUGAUCUUGUUUGUUCUUUGUUUCUGUUUGACACGUUGACAUUUUUUGUGCUUUAGAAGUGUUUACAGCUUCUUUCUCUAAAAUAUAUUUUUGUAAAUUGGGUGCCCUCAGUUUUGCUUUUGAAUCAGUGUGAAAAUGUAGACUGAAGUCAUCUUUGAGGAAAUAUCCUAGUUUGCUUUGUCUUAAAUAACAUAAAGCCAGCCUGAAAAACUUAAUUUCACUGAAAGAGACUGAAAACAUUUAAAGAUUCAAAUUGUUUGAUGGGACCUUACCGAUGCAAAUGUUUUACUCGUCAUGGAGUUUUUCAGACUUUGUUACAUUAUUGAAUUGGGG
Xiphophorus couchianus (Monterrey platyfish) is the source of this 3663-nucleotide messenger RNA. RefSeq names its product G-protein coupled receptor 26. The coding region runs from base 313 to 1323 and encodes 336 amino acids. The transcript is spliced from 3 exons. Gene Ontology annotation, biological process: adenylate cyclase-activating G protein-coupled receptor signaling pathway. Gene Ontology annotation, cellular component: membrane. Gene Ontology annotation, molecular function: G protein-coupled receptor activity. The record is from RefSeq and is a predicted model, not a curated record. NCBI's taxonomy places the organism in Eukaryota, Metazoa, Chordata, Actinopteri, Cyprinodontiformes, Poeciliidae.